Varroa destructor (honeybee mite) is the source of this 5461-nucleotide messenger RNA. RefSeq names its product forkhead box transcription factor P (gene FoxP). The record is from RefSeq and is a predicted model, not a curated record. Gene Ontology annotation, cellular component: nucleus. NCBI's taxonomy places the organism in Eukaryota, Metazoa, Arthropoda, Arachnida, Mesostigmata, Varroidae. Gene Ontology annotation, biological process: regulation of transcription by RNA polymerase II. Gene Ontology annotation, molecular function: DNA-binding transcription factor activity, RNA polymerase II-specific; RNA polymerase II cis-regulatory region sequence-specific DNA binding.
ACCACCCUGGUGCCUCUGUUGCCCCCACCCAAUUUCCCCGCUGCUAGUGCAAGGGGCGGCCCUCCGCCCAAGGCACCAAGCAGAGGCAGUGGCAGAGGCUAGACGCCAGCUAGAUGCCACUAGGAGCAGCGGAAGAAGCAGCAGCGGAAAGCAAGACAAGCCGCCGCCAGUCAAACUGCUGCUGCUGCUGUACUACCACAUCCACUCACAGGGGCACACGAACAUUCAAGCACACCCAUACAGGCAACACAUCCACAUCACACGCACAACGAGUUGCCUCUUAGUUCGGUGCCGCCCGCUUUCUCUCACGCGCGGCGGCAUCAUACAACAGUCUCGAGACGGACGCACCCCGCGACGGAGCUCAGGCCCCUCGCUAUAACGCAGGGCAUAGCACUAAAGGAUACACAAGCAGUCCCAUCACGACCAGCGGCGGCGGUAGUCCGUCCCGGCUAGUCCUCUCGUUGGUUAUAAUCAUGAACUUGUUCUUCUGCAGCAACCAUCAGCUGCCCGCUUCGAUGUGUAUGAGCUGCCGUCAUUUGCCUCGGAUGAGAAGUAACAAAAGAAUUGUUUAUUUGUUUUGACAAAGACCCAAGUUAACCUACUGUGCCUAUUGAUAUCUAUCCACCACUGGACUACUUCUACAGGUAAUUGUCGUGUGCUUGGUGAACGUUAAUGGGUGUUGCCUUAUAACAGCCGUGUGAUGUGACGACGACUUUUGGCCUUCUGUAAGUGGUGCACUUGCGCCGUGCAGUCUAGAUGUAAUUCAACAAAAUAGAAUUCCCACCUAUUUCCCACCUCAGUCGUCCAAUGGGCUCAAGAUUAACACAACGAAAUACCACAACUGACAAGCAACGAAGUGCGUAUUUGUGUGUGUGUAUGUGUGGGUGUAUUUAUAGCAUCGGACCCCCGACAUCUCUAAAGAGUCUGAGAUAGCAGAUCCUUCGUGCAACAGCACCUCCCGUCCUCAGAUGACUUCGAGCAUCAUCAAGCACCUUGUAAAUAACGAAGAUAAACAGGAAGAAGAAGAAGAAGUCGAAAAUCACAAGACCAAUCAUUGCACACAUUAUGGCCCACCACUGACUUAAAUGUUCGACGGCAAAAACAAAGUUGGAGAAGUUUUUUUUUUUUUUUUUUAAAUCUAUGCGUUUCAACCGAGCACCGGCGUCAUCAUCGCCGUGAAAGCGUGACUAAAUAGACAAACGAGUCGUUUGUUGUGCGGCUGUGUGCGUGAAAAUGCGUGUUGAGUUUAAUAAAGUGUAAGUGAGUGGAGUAACGACGGAAACAACAAGAAAGCAGUUAGUGUUCACCAUCUUCGAUUUGAGAGUCAAGCCACCCAUAUUGGAGGAUGAGCGCAUGAUGGAGCAUGAGGGUGGAGCCUUGGAAACGGAGCCGGGCCACGCGAUCAAUCUGACUACCUCAACCUCGUCGAGUAUCGCACCCUCCUCGCCCGCUUCACCGCCCUGCUCGCAAACCAACUCCUUCAUGGGAGGCGAGCGCGCACCGUCCCCCAACACCACGGACCUCUCCGGAAAGCACAGUCCCCUGGCCAUAAAGGCGUGGUCGCCUGCAAGCUCGGCUGAGAGCGCUGACAAGUCAGCAGUGCUCUCAUCGCUGAUGCAGGGUGCCGAGGGAAGUCUGAACGGUCUCGGCGCAUUGAACGGCCUCAACGGGCUAAAUGGCCUGUCGGGCAGUAUGAAGCGUCCGUUAUCUCCUCAGAGUAUCCUGAGCUCCCUUGCUCAGCAUCAGGUUCGGCAGAUGUUCGCUCAGAACCUCAACAGCCUCAACCCUCAGCAGCUAAGCCAAUUGCUCCAACAGCAAUCAGUGCAACAACUCCUGCAGCAGCAGCAAACUAAACAGCUGGAACAAAUGUACCCGCAUCUCGGAGAACAGCUCCAACUGAAUAUGCUACAGCAGACUCAAGUCAUUCAACAAAUGCAGCAACAGCAGCAGCAGCAGCAGAGCAAUGGGGCCGCCAGCCAGGCCAACCAGGGACACAGCAAUGGAGAAGGUACCUGCGAACCCGAUCGCAAGUUACAGUUGCAGUUAUCACAGCUCGUCCAACAACAACAACAGAUUGUUCAGCAGCUACAGAUGGCGCAUAGGAGUUUCAUGCUCGGUAUGCCUGGCCUGAUGCAAUCAUUUGGCCAGGACAAUGACAAGGAUGAGUCGCGGCUUUCAUCGUCGCUGAGCAGCGGUCACCGUGAUAACCGCGAUCGCUCUCGCGACAGGGAGCGUCGGCAAUUGUCGGGAACCGAGCAACGGGAACGAGACGCCCACCAUCGGAGGACGCCCACCUCUGCCGCCGCGUCGAACGGCGCUGGCGGCCUGGUGCCACCCUCCUCGCACCAGGCCUGUCCGUCUAAUAACCCCCAAAGCCCAACCAGUCACAGCCACACCACGAACUCGCAGCAUCAACAAGAGCGCUCGCGGGACGCGAAUCGCGGCCAUUCCGCGUCAAGUAGCAGUAGCAGCGUUGCUAGCGUGCUCGCAGCGAGUGCGAAUGGCCUUUCAGUUAACAGUAACAAUAAUAACAACAGCAACAGCAGUCGUGAACAAGUGAACAGUAGCAGAGCGGCAACACCGCAGGCUCAAUCUUUGCAGCAGCACUCCCUCAAUGGCGUCGGACCUAGUGGCCAUGGUGCCCAGGCCCCGACGGACGGGGCACACCAGCGAAGCCUGAGCGGAUCGCCGUACCAGGCCCCGUCCGCGACGCAGUCGUCAGGGAAGGAGGAGAAGUCUUCCAGUGCCAGUAACCCCGUGAGUACCGUGAGCAGUAGCCUCAGCCUCACCUUCGCCGGCACUUCACCUUCGCUCGCAGCAGCUGGCGGAUCCCUGUCAAAGGAGUCUGCCGGCCUAACGCUCGGCCUAAACCACGCGACCAGCCACCCCCUAUAUGGUCAUGGGGUGUGCAAAUGGCCGGGCUGCGAGGUGGAGUGUGCCGACUUCGGAGCCUUCAGCAAGCACCUGAACACGGAGCACCAGCUCGACGACCGCUCGACGGCACAGGCACGCGUACAGAUGCAGGUUGUUAGCCAACUCGAGCUGCAGCUCGAAAAAGAGAAGACGCGACUCGAGGCGAUGAUGGCGCACCUGCAUCUUGGCCAGUCGAAAUCAUCAUCAUCGGCGAUGUCAUCAGCAGCAGCCGCCGCAGCAGCAGCAGGCUUAACGUCCUCGUCAAUGCUAUCGUCAGCAGCAUCGGCAACGAUCGCCGCCGGCCUUGGCUCAAACAGCGUCGGCGCCGGCAGCCAUGGCGGAGCCGGCAAUCUCAGUCAUUCGCCGUCUGCCAGGUCAAGUGUCGGUUUACAACAAGCUGCCAGCAGCCUGCAAAGUGGCGGCGGCGGCGGCUCGGAGCUACUGCGGUGCGCAAGCGAGUCCAAGCCAGCCACCUCCUCUCCGCAGACCCAGGCCGCGGUGUCACCCUCCCCUCCACCGCAAGGCCUGCCGCCCAGUCUACUCCGUUAUCCUCUGCCGGCGCCCAGUGCGGGGCACGGCACCCCCCUCGGUCAUGCCCCUCCCGUGUCCCAUCAAGCCCCACCACCACCCCUCGGUCUACCCGCUUUGUCCACGACCCAUUCCUCCCUCACGCCCCUUCCGCCCCCACCCACGGCCAGCUCGGCAAAGGGCAGCCGUCGUCUCAGCGAUAAAGGCUCGCUGUCCCUGCUGCCGUAUAGCGACCAACAGCCAUUUCCCGAUUCCCCAAUGCGGCGAAGGGUCGCGGAGAGAGCUAACUUGGAUAUCACCGAAGAGAUCCAACGCAACCGAGAGUUCUACAAGUCGGCGGACGUUCGACCUCCGUUCACGUAUGCCUCUCUGAUUAGGCAGGCGAUAAUGGAGUCGCCUGACAAACAGCUCACUCUCAACGAGAUUUAUAACUGGUUCCAGAAUACAUUCUGCUACUUCCGUCGGAAUGCUGCGACUUGGAAGAAUGCGAACGCCAUUCGUACGAAUCUUUCGCUGCACAAAUGCUUCGUGCGCUAUGAAGACGAUUUCGGCUCAUUUUGGAUGGUGGACGACAACGAAUUUGUCAAAAGGCGCCAUCUCAACCGCGGGCGACCGAAGAGGUUUGGCCAGAGCAACCCGCAGGGUGUCGUAGAAGGGUCGCGGAACGACGGGCCCCCUGAAGGGAACUCUGAAGCCGGUGACGAGCAGAUGUCCCCAGGAGGCGGCCCUCAGAGGGGCCCGUCCUCCAGACAAGCCCGGAGUCCAACAAUGAACAGUAGUAUUUACGGCGACCUCAACUCGCUUCAUGGAGUCUUGGAUAGCCCCUUAUCAGGCUUUCUUCAGGCGAUACAAGCAGGUGGUUCUCCCUCGAUAUCAGGGUCCCCUCUGCUUUCUCUGCCACCCACCUCGUCCGCGCUUUCGGCUGUAAGUGAUGCCGAGCGCCUGAUGAUGUCCAUGAUGGAAUUAGGCCGGCACGAUAUCGUAAAUGCAGGGAGUAUUGCAAGUGGCCACAAGGGUGCGCCUAGCCCUCUCAGCUUACUGACAACGUCGAACGGCGCUUCCGUCCACACCAGCCACUCGGACAAACAGAGUAUCAAACAGGAACCGAUGGACAGCUCAGUGGGCGGACCGGAUAGCCCUCCAGCAUCGGGGAGCGACCCCCGAUCACCGAGGUCUCCCCGAUCCCCGCGGUCACCUCAGCCUACGAUCACCGAGCCGUCUUCGGACAAUGAAAAGGAUGACAAGGACCUGGACGAGGAUAUGCCCCUUCAAUUGCCACUACACAAAGAGUUCCGUGAGGGCCCCGCACCCGACGCCGAGGCCGAGGACCUGUCGCUUGCCUCCGAGCCAAACAACUCGUGAAGUUUAAGGCGGUUCAUGGCCAUCAUUAGCACCAACACAAGCACACGAGUGUGACUAAGUGACGUGCGUACGGCCAGUGCAAAGCAAUCGUUCGUGCCAGCCCGUGGCAGGGGCGGCAAUAGUAAAGCAAAAUAAUUACGACUAUAAAAGAAGACAACUACAAGUAAUUACUAUUAUUAUUAUAUUAAAUUAUGAUAAUACGAGAAACGAAUCAGGAGCAAGCGACGAACGUAAUAAGGACUAUAAACAAGCGUACUACACGAAGAUGCUUUGAAAACGGGACUCUCCGGGACUCGGCGAGUUGAGACUGAUAGCGCCAAAUCGACUCUACUAAUUCACCAAUAAUGAUAAAACAAAAGAAGAAAAAAAAAAAAGAAAAAUUAUGAGAUCAAUGCGACAACACUGCAACCAAUCACACCACAGCUAUUCUGUUAACAGAGCUCUGAACAUCAUCCAAAACGGAAGAAGGGAAACCCGUAUGGCGAACAUUCGAGUGGGUCCGUGCGCGCUAAAUGUGACACCGCUAACUUAAAUGAGACAACCGUACGUGCUAGAUCCAACACGCUAUGAUAUAAUAUGGAAAUAGAGAAUAUUCCCACCAACGACGAACGAAUUACACUGCGGUUGAGUGCGUCACGUAAACAACGGCGGGCAGGAU